AUGCCUCCAACUUCUGUCUCAAAGGCGCUCAAGUUUGCGUCGACGAAAAAUGAGAGGUUGAAGACAGCGAAAAACAUUUACCAAGGUAGAGAAGACAAGAUCCGGCAAGCCGAGGAUGCUGAACACCUUGGCCGUCCACCACCGGGAAAAUAUCUAGUACAGGCGAGCCUUGUACUUCCAGGGCAACACUUGCUACCUGUUGCAUUGGAUGAACCAGCGGCACUCGACGAUAUACGCAGAAAGUACCGUGUCUAUAUCACGCGGGAUGUGCCAAACAUUCUUGGAAUUCACUGCGAUUCCAUCUAUCGCCUUCAGCGGGCGUUUGGAGCUGUCAACUGGAGAAUUCGGGAUAUGCGUUUAUCUAACGACAGUUUUCCCGCGCGCUUUCUCGUACAGAGGCCAACUAAAGCAGCCGUCACUGACAUGAUUCAGUUGAAGCUUGGAGCACGCCCAUCCUUUUCUUCUAAAAACCCGAAUCCUAUCAGUAACGCUUCUUCAAUGGAUGAACAUUUGCCAAGACUGGCGUCGGACCUGGCAUCUUCAGCAGAAGGCCUCAUGGCACUCAACAAGACCAUGGGCUUGCGAGUCAGUUUCGGGCACGUUAUCAUUGCCAAGAGACCGAAAGGUACUGAAGAUGAGAUCGCAUUCGACCAAUUCACCACACUUAUGAACAUGUAUCCCAGUCGUGGAGGAGCCUCUAUUGUAACCAGACUUGAAGACGCUCACGAGGCGGAGCAUCUCUUGCAGUAUAUCUCACGUCCAGAGGCAGGCAUCUGCAAGAACAUGAAGGACAUGAGGCGAGGCUGUGAAGUGGUUGUAGUGGCCAAUGGUCUGCAAAUCAAGACCGAGGCCGAUUACAAUCCUCAACUUAUGCAGCUAGCAAUGGUCCGCGCUACGAGGCCAGAGACCCGGGCACGUUGGAGUUGGACGACUGCUGCUCCUGACAUGGAACACGAUUGGAACAUUCGAAUGGAUGCGUGGGACAAAGUGGACGUUCCAACAGAGUUUAAGGACCUUGCAAAGAGAAUAUUGGUUGUCUUCAACCCUGAUGAGGGCACCAUUCUCCCUUUGCCAAAUGUCGACAUAAGUAAACUUUCGAUCCCCGAUGAGCAAUUCACUGAAAUUCAGGUAAGAUCUUGGGCAAUAAUUCCAUUCAAAGAAUCUCCCUAUGUCCUCAAGAUCAACAUCACCGAGCUUCUAAAGGGGCCUCGCACGAUUGGAGAGCAAAAUGUUACUUGGGGGGUUGAAUUAUACGCCCCCCACUGGGAAGAAAGUCUGAACUACUCCAGUGGUGGCCGAAAGGACUGGGGGGAAGGGCUCGAGAAUGUUUGGGAGGAGGGCGAUGAUCUCCAGUCGAGGCUCGGAUGCUUCUUGCGGACCAUUAUGGAGGUCCAAGCCCUCCUGAACAGAGUGCAUGCUGAUACUGCCUCGCCAUAG
Fusarium fujikuroi IMI 58289 is the source of this 1437-nucleotide messenger RNA. RefSeq lists its product as uncharacterized. The record is from RefSeq and is a predicted model, not a curated record. NCBI's taxonomy places the organism in Eukaryota, Fungi, Ascomycota, Sordariomycetes, Hypocreales, Nectriaceae. Bases 1 to 1437 code for a protein of 478 amino acids. The transcript has 4 exons.